This is a messenger RNA of Colletotrichum destructivum, 1245 nucleotides long. RefSeq lists its product as uncharacterized. NCBI's taxonomy places the organism in Eukaryota, Fungi, Ascomycota, Sordariomycetes, Glomerellales, Glomerellaceae. The transcript has 2 exons. The record is from RefSeq and is a predicted model, not a curated record. The coding region runs from base 1 to 1245 and encodes 414 amino acids.
AUGGAAUUUUUGCUGAUAAGCUUAAAACGUCAUGCCUUUCGGCCAACCCUCCGCAGAGAUUCUCAUGCACAUGAUGAAAGCCCCCUACAGGGCGAGGGCGUGGACUUUUCAAGAGACCAUGAAUUCUCGACGAAGCUCUUGUGCCAAGACUCCCGUCAUUGCCCUGUCUAUGUCUUGUGGUACGGAUUGCAGCAGAUUUCGUUUUCUCGCAGCUGGCAGCAUGGAUUGGACCUCCGCAUUCAUUUGCACACGAAGAAACACCUCGAAGCUGUGGACGACAGGCUCACUCUGCUGCGAGCAAGGCUACGCGUAAAGGCAACUGACCCACGCGACAAAGUCCACGCCUUCCGAGCCUUUCUCCCCAAUUCGUUGGGCAAGAUGACCGUGAAUUACAACUCUUCCGUUGUGGAGACCUACAGUGACGCUACCAAACACUACAUCACUGGACAUUCAGACUUGCUUAUCUUGUAUGAGACACUCCGACACCCACAGACAACACCUGGCCUUCCAUCCUGGGUUCUAGAUUGGGCCGUCGAAGACGUGCUUUCAACGCGUCCGUUCCAUCAUGCUUAUGUCAAGACCGGGCGUGCAUCAAACGGAAGUCCGCCUCUUUACCAUUUCUCAAAUGACAAUACGAAACUCUACCUAACGGGUAAGAAAAUUGGUCAAGUAGGAAGCCGUUUCGAUCAGUUCACGUCCAAGCUUCAUCCAGAGCCCUUUACGGGAUCCAUAAUCGACCAGGAAGUUUAUAAGAAGGAGAUUACCAGGUGUUUCCUAAUACCUAGCGAAUUUAUAACUGCUGAACCACCGGCUGGGAUGGAGGUCGCGACAGUCGAGUACAAGUUCAAGGCUUUCCAACGUGUUAUUUUGCGGCUAAUACGCGACGGCUCUCCCUUGACGUGGACAAGCGAGUUCCUGCUAAAUCAGAAGCUAUUCAACCCCAAGGACAGCGUCAAAACAGCACUUGCAGCAAGGUUAUCCAGCUACUUGGUCAAGUGGCACAUUGCCACGACAUUUAGGUCGGCAUGUCCUCUUCUCACAAUAGAUGGUCGAUUCGGGCUUGGCUACUGUGCCCUUGAAGUUGGUGAUUCGAUCUCUGUUUUUGCGGGGCUACCGACUCCAUUGAUCCUCCGCCCCUGUGGCCUGGGAUGGAAACUCAUAGGCCUUGCCCACGUUGACGGCUCGCUGGAUGGAGAAUUCUGGCCUGAAAAUGAGAAGGGUUUGGAAAAGUGGGAAAUUGUCUGA